UCCCAAUAGUUAGACAGAUAUUGUAAAAUUCUGAAGAAUUUUAUGAUUUCUGAGCUUCCUAGGGCUGGAUAAGAGAGGUUUACCAGAACUACAGCAUCGUUUAUUAUGAUAAUAUAAGCAAAGCCAUCACUAUCCAGCAUCUAGACGUCUGGAUUUAGAAAAAUAUAUCAUAAGAUUUAUAAAAUAAGGCAACAAGAAAACCAAAGGAUUCAGUUGCAAAGAAUCCUAACAAGGAAAACUCUUAAUGAUGCCUGAAAUGGAAGAGCAAUGUUAAACAUUUUGGCUUUUGAUUUUCAUAUUUUGAAGAGUUAAUAUUUCCGAACAAGUUCUUCUUCAAUAACAUACAAUUCUGUUUAGGUGCCAACACAUUGAGUUUUCAUCAGUUCAAUUAGAAUCUUAAUGAAAAUGUCUCAAUUGUUAUCAGAAGACUGAUUAAUUGACUAAUUUUCUGUUAAAAAUUAUUUGAACCGAAGUUUAUGAAUAAAAAUAAGGUCUAUAAUAUGUUACAAACUGUAUACUAAUUUCAAAAUCUUAGAGUAGCCGUCUGUUCAAAAUGGGUUGAUUUUUAUAGCUGGUAGUAUCUUCUGAUCGUAAAGAUAAAUAGACCUACCUUAAAUCGUUGUUAAGGUCUGUUAUACUGUAUUUAUGGCAUUUAAAAUCUGGCAUCUCCCUAUGCUCUUAGCUGAGAUUUGCAUAACUAUAGAGCGGCGUUUUAGGGUAAAAAUUUGAGUUUGUAAUUUAGAAAUUGCACUCCCAAAUCACCCCUUUUGUUUCUUCUCAUAUAAAAUAUUUGGGAUAUAUGACAUCUUGGGUAAAUAAGUGUACCAUUCCUUUUAAAUGAUUAUAGUAUGGGCAUCAAAAGUUAUAAUUCAAACAUUUAUGCUCAAAGAAGCUGAAAAACGUACUAAAAACAACAGCACCUAUGAUUAUAUUUCUUUGCUGAGUGGUUGCUUUAGCAGUGAUUAAAGCUCUCAGACAAAUUAUUUUGCAAUGAAAGCGAGAGAUAAGCUCAAAGAAGACAAAUACAAAAGUCUAGAAUGCUUAAAACCAGAGGUACUCUUAAAUAUACAUUUCCUAAUUCUAAUGAAGCUGUUAGCUUAAAUCUGUCCUUUCUGUAUAAAAUCAGAAGGUGGUGAAUUUCUUUAGGAAGGCUGAUAAUUGGCUAAUCCUUCUUCUAAAAGAAACUUGGGAUGAAAAUACAUAGUUCAAAACCAAAGAAGCAAGAAAAGAAGAGUUCAGAGUCUAAAUUGUCAUAUUUUUACGAAAGUAUAAAGUCUAAGGCGGUAUUUAAGAGGGUUAUCAAAGGAAGAAGAAUGAAAAGUUCAGAGUAUAAUAAAAAAUAGGAAGAGAAAGACUAUUUGCUUGGUGAUCUAAUCGGCAAGUUUAACCUUUAUUCUUAAGACUAAUUAGAAAACCUUUAAAUAGAUAUCUCUGUUGGAUGUUAGAAUUAAUUUUAGAGUAUAAGUAUUCAUCUCACAAAAUUUUAUCAUUCAUUUCAGAUCUUCAUCCAUAUCUUUUGAUAAUAAGAAUGACAAGACUUGAGCUCAUAAAUAAAAAUCUUAAUUUCCACAAUUAAAAUAGAGUGUUUCCAAUAAAUUCUUCCAAAAAUUCACCUAAAAAUGGAAUUUCCAAGAUCCGAGCACAUGAAUAGCCACGGUCUUAACCUAUGGACCCGAAUUAUUAAACCUAACACUGAAUGGACAUCUUAUAAUCCCAGCUUCAUAGGCAACAUCACGCCUAGAGGCUUAGAUAUAAGCAGAAGUGAGUC
This is a messenger RNA of Moneuplotes crassus, 1768 nucleotides long. The record is from the annotation of a GenBank genome assembly. NCBI's taxonomy places the organism in Eukaryota, Ciliophora, Spirotrichea, Euplotida, Euplotidae.